CGCCGCCGCCGCCGCCCGUCCGACAGUCGCCGUUCUACAUUGUCGGACGUCUGUCGUUCGUCCCCGUCGCGCGUCGCGGUCAGUGCUGUGUGUGUCAGUCUUGUGUGUCGCAGUGUGCGCGCGCCAGGUCGUCCGCUUCGCAAUACAUCCGUCGUUGACUCGGGUCCGGAUCCACGUCGUCUGCGGUUCCCGGCGGACGCGUAGUCGUCUCUACUCGUCGUCCACGCAGCGGUUCUUCUCGGACGCCACCGCCGCCGUCGUCAGAUCUUUUUCGAAAAACGGUCCGAUCGCGCCCCGGCGGCGCGGAUGGGCUGACGCGCCGUGCCGAAAUCGCAACGGACAUCAUCUGCCGAUAUGGACAGAACAUUAUGGAAGAAUACAAUAACUUCAUAUGCCGGGUGGUUUACUAACUCAUUACGUCGACGAAGAUCAAUAUUAUUUGGACUCAUACUCAGCAUACUUCUUUUUGUAGUGUGUAUACAGUACAAUACAUCAAAUGAUAUAGGUAUUCAAAGCAUUCAAAACACUAUAGUGAUGUCUGAGUUUGAUGGUGAUGAACAACCUUCAAAUAAAUACCAAUCACCUGCGCCAAUUUCGGGUACAGUUAGAAAAAUGAAAAAUGAAGAAGACGUCAAUUUCAUUGAAGAACUGCAGCAGCCGGCUCGUAAAAGCCGACGUAUUCAGAUCAAUUCCGAACUACAACAAUCACUACCUUACGUGCCUCCCCAACGACUAGUACACAUCGAUUUCAAAGGAGCGCCGCCCAAGUUGCUUUACCUUCAACAACUUUUCCCGUUGAUAAAAAGAUUCGGUGGGACAGGUCUUUUGCUUGAAUGGGAAGACAUGUUUCCUUGGAGUGGAAAUCUGUCCCCGAUAGCAGCCAGUAACGCGUAUUCCAAAGCAGAUAUUAGAGAAAUAUUGAAAAUGGCCGCGAUUAAUGGAUUGGAAGUAAUCCCGCUAAUACAAACGUUCGGUCACGUGGAAUUUGCAUUGAAACUACAUGAUUUUGCACAUUUAAGAGAAGUCCAAGAGUCACCACAAGCACUCUGUCCAUCGUUUAACGCUUCUAUGAAGUUUGUCGAACAAAUGGUUGACCAAAUCCUCGAGAUUCAUGGGAAUGUUAACUACUUACAUAUUGGCUGUGACGAAGUGUUCCACAUGGGAGAAUGUUUCAGGUGCAGGUCGAAAGCCAGAGAAGAUUUAUUCUUAUCGCAUGUCAAGCAAGUGGCCACAUAUGUACGCACUAAAUCUCCAAAUACAAUUCCAAUUAUAUGGGAUGACAUGUUGAGACAUUUGCCCUUAGCCACAAUGCAGUUAUACGAUAUUGGAAAAUUAGUGGAACCAAUGGUGUGGGUGUACGCCGAGGAUGUGUAUAGAUUUGUUAUGCAGAAUGUUUGGGAAAAAUAUCAAAUUGUAUUCCCGAAUGUGUGGACUGCUAGCGCUUUCAAAGGGGCAUUCGGUGAAACUUUAUACGUUCCAAACGUUAAGAGACAUUUGGAAAACAAUUUAAAUUGGUUACAAUUGAUGUCCAACGAAAAUAGUCGGUUUACAGGUGGUUUUAAAGGAAUUGUCAUCACUGGUUGGCAGAGGUAUGAUCAUUUUGCUGUUCUAUGCGAGGUAUUACCGUCAUCCAUACCAUCGAUGGUCGUUAAUCUUUUGGCAACUACAAAUGGCUACAUGAAUCAGUCGCUGCAAACCGAUUUGAACGAAGGACUUAAUUGUGGUAUUUUUGGCCACAACAACGAAUAUGACGGAGAUUUUUUGAACUUAAAUAAUGAUCCUCAUCUUUGGGAACAGUUCUCGAGAUGCACAUUUCCCGGGAAUACAUUUUUUCGGUUGCUAUAUAGACUACACAACAUUGAAUUGGACUACAAUGAAUUUAUAUUGGUGACCAAAAAGAAUCGUGGAUGGAUGACUAGUUACAACGUAGAACAUGAAUUUUCAUCUCCGCUUCGUGUCGACGAACUAAUGAAUGAUCAUUCUCGUAUUUAUAGAUCGCUUUUAUCUUUGGUUAGACCUUUUCAGGAAUCGAUGACUGGGAUAUUUGAUAAAUACACCAUAUCCGAAUGGAUAGAACAAAGAAUUUAUCCAAUGAUUAGAGAAAUGGAAAAAAUACACAAUGAGGCACGUGAGCUUAAGUCAAAAAAGACAUGGCCUAAAAGACCACUUCCUAUGUUGAAAGAAUUAUUAAGGAUUGGAGUUACUGAACGUGAACUUUCUACACCAUCCAAUGACGGAACGUAAACAUUUAAUUUUUAUUUGACUAUGUUUAUUAUGAACUAAGUGUCAAAAAUAUAUUUUGUAGAUAAAACUAAUUAUUUCUACAAGUGUAUUUGAGACCUUAAGACAUGGUAUAAGUUGACAAAGUUUCAGGGUUAUGUGUGAACUGCAUUUCAAAAGGGUAUUAUCAUAAUAUAAGUGAUUCUUAUGAUUCUUAAUAAAAUGAUUGAUUAAGUUUGUGCCACCAAGCGUUGGAUUUUGGUCUUUGUAGGAUAUGUGCAAUUUAUUUAAAUAACAAAAUAUACCAAUAAAAAAACCUACUAUGUAAAUAUAUACUGACCAAAAUGUAUAAACUUAAUGUAUAAAACAUGACACAACCGGACCUGCUUCUAGUUAGCCUUUGGUCAGAGUACGCAAAGCUAGAGAUAGCAGAUAGUUUAGGAAAAUGCUUUGGGAAUUAAAUGAAGCUUUAAUGCUUGGUUAGGGAUUUAAUUCCAUGAGACUUUACUCAGUGAUACUCAAAACCACAGAGUGCCACGGGUCACAAUGGUCUAAUAAAUCUUAUCACAAUUCACUCUUAUAGUUAGAUAGAUGAAUUGUGCAUAUGGCUUUUAGAAAUGUGAUUAUGUCAAACAUAACUCUAUUGAUACAAGAACUUACACAAUAAUCUUGUGCCAUGCAAAAGUUUUUACUUAUCUACUGAAUACUUAUUCAAUCAUUAAGUUUAUAAAAAAUGUAAUUACAAUUUUUAUUAGGUAAAAAACUUGUUGAAUAUUUUGAUCUUUUAAAAU
Molecule: messenger RNA, 3011 nt
Organism: Melanaphis sacchari
Lineage: Eukaryota; Metazoa; Arthropoda; Insecta; Hemiptera; Aphididae
Product: hexosaminidase D
Exons: 6
Coding region: 355-2244 (629 amino acids)
Biological process (GO): carbohydrate metabolic process
Molecular function (GO): hexosaminidase activity
Source: RefSeq, a predicted model, not a curated record